AUGGAACUGGAUUUCGACAACGCUGAACGUCGCUGCGAAAUCGCAGAAGCUGCCAGAUCUCUGAUCUCUGAUUUCGUAGCCUUGAAUUUCUGUGGGAACCAAAAGAUGGAUGACCUGUCGCCGAGUCAAAAUUCGAACACACCGCAGAAUAGAAACGGCCACAUGUACUUCAUAACUCCGUCGAACGUUCCGGUCAUCCGGAAAAUGUCUGCCCUAAGUCAUCAGGUGAACAUGAACAACUUCCUAUCGUUGUUGGUAGGUGCCUCGCUGGUGGCGGCCAAUUCGUCCCCCAGCCACCACGAUCUAACUUCGUUUUCGCAGCCAACGGAGUUCUCGAAUGGGGUGUCUUCCUUUGCGUUGCCAGCGGAAGACCGCAUGGCAUUCGACAGCUACACGCUGGCCUUUCUCAACUACAGUUACGAGGACACCAACAAAGUGCUCAUCCAGGAAGGUGACUUGAUUGGAAAGUACGGCGAAGGCCGUAUCCUGAAUCGAACCGGUCUGCUGGUGCACGUUACUAAGUCAGACAACGAGGACGACCAUACCGGAUGCACUAAAGACUGGAAUGGUACCGGGGGAGAACCACUGCCACCGCUCGGCGUGCAAUGGAUUGCACUGAUCAAACGGGGCAGCUGCAACUUCGAGGAGAAGGUGAAGCACGCCUACACCCACGGAGCGGCCGGUGUUAUUAUCUACAACGAUAAGGACGAUCCGCGGUUGGAUAAAAUGAAGAUUAACGACAAAGAACGCAACAUAACGGCCGUAUUCACUACCAAAGCUAAGGGCCAUGAGUUGAUAGACAUCAUGGAGCGGCAGAAGUACGAUGUAACUAUGUCGAUCAUCGAAGGCAGCCGUCACUAUCGAUCACUAGCCAAUAUCAACAGAACGUCGGUGCUGUUCGUGUCCAUCUCGUUCAUCGUGCUGAUGAUCAUCUCGCUGGUCUGGCUGGUGUUCUACUAUGUGCAGCGGUUCCGAUAUUUGCAGACCAAAGAUAAACAAUCGAGGCGACUAUGUAACGUGGCGAAACGCAUCAUUGGUAAAAUUCCUACCAAAAGUAUUAAAUCGGAUGAUAAGGAAAUCGACAACGAUUGCUGCGCCAUCUGUAUUGAACCCUACAAGGUAACCGAUGUGAUACGCGUUCUUCCCUGCAAACACGAAUUCCACAAAAUUUGCAUAGAUCCGUGGCUGCUGGAGCACCGGACCUGUCCGAUGUGCAAGAUGGACAUCCUGAAGCACUAUGGCUUUGUGUUUACCGGCAGUCAGGAGAGUAUACUGCAGCUAGAUAUGGACAUGGAAGAGGGUGAUCUGAUUGACGAUCACAGCAGCACCGACGGAGGUGGCUACCAGCGUCGUCACAGCGUUAGUCCUCUACCACAAAUUAGGGCCUCCAACGAGCAUCAACUCUCCCGUAGUUCUUCUGAGUCCGACCUGGAUCGUGAGCAUCGUCGAGCCAGGGGCUCGACCAGUCUACAGCAUUCCAAUAGGCAGUCGCUCAGACAAGACAGUGUGGAAGAAGUUAUUGUUGAUGGUGCUUCCGGAUGUGCUACCGUGACUGAUAAGCCUGAUAAAAACGACAUCUGUGUGGGCUGUUUAGCUGCUGCGUUAAACAAGAAGCAGCGCAAUAUUGAUGGAACCUUCUCGCAGGACGAUGCCGACAGUGAUAGCUAUCCUUCCGAACAGCACGGAUCCUCCAGUCUUCCUGCCACACUCAAGAAGUACAAGGGCAACCACUCCACCGGAUCGUGCCGAGGAAUGAACCCACCAGAUCACUACCAUCAGUAUCCGCCACAGCAGCAGCAAAGUCAGCAAUCGAAGCUUCCGUUUAAAUUUUACAAAACCGAAGGUGGUCAGGUUCGGAAGAGCCGCACCCCGCUCAAGAACCUAAUGUCGCAGUCCAAAUCAGCACCUUGCGAUGAUGGUUCCCUUACGGAUAUCAAUUUGGGUUGCGGCGAGCAAACCGAUCCCUCGGAGGUUGCACCAUCAGUGCCGGGAAUAAACCGGGAGCCGAAGUCGGCCCGCCGGUGCUCGCUGUCGCGAACUUCGUCCAGUGGUUCGGAGUCACGAAAUAAUUUUGCUCACUAUCAACACCAGUUGCAGCCACCACCACACCAGCAGCAAUCGUCGGCAUCGGAUCCGGACCCGGAUGAUGACGGUUCGGACGAGACGGAACCGAACAGUGACAACGAUUUGAUUGCGAAAAGCAGAGAUGGCAACGAUGCUGCCGAUGGCAAGAAAAAGUAAUAACAGUGAUAUUAGGAUAAUUGAUAGAAUGGGGAGGGAUGAAACGAUUUUUUUUUCAGUCAAUGUUUUUUCUCGUAAUCCCGUUCUUCUUGAUGAUUAUUAUAGAAUGAACAGAACAUCAGAUCACAGAUUCCACAGUUCCGUAGUAUUUUUGUAGCUAUUAAGAUUCUAACUGAUAGAGUUGUAAAGUCAAUAUACGUGAUAACGAGUAGAAAACGAUAAGGGCGACGCAUUUCCGCCGUAGACCGCUGUAGUUUCAACUAUGGCUUUGAGUUGCUACGGACAAGUCUUACAAUUGGGUUUGUUGUAACUUUCACAAUACUUACUCUCUUAAACGAUGCCCCUGAGGCAGUACUUAUAGAAGAUUUCUAUAGAUUAGAUCGAUAUAGGAAAAUGAUCGAAACCCUAGGCCAUACUUAAUCUUUGAUCUUUCUCGCCAAAUUAACAAACAAAAGUAAACAAAACAAAUAAUAAUAACAGCAGCAACACAGCAAAACGCCGGAAUGAUAUUAGUGAUGAAAAUUUUAUCUUGUUACAAAGACAAAAUAUGAUAAUAACGAUAUUGAUAGAGGGACGAAAGCUCCAAAAUAGAAUUUCGUAGAAAAUUCUGUAGAUAUUUAGGCUUUGCUCUAAUCUUCCCGAUCUAAUAAUAUGCCAAGUGAACGAGCUGCAGUCAGCUAGAAUGAUCCGGUGUUGAAAGCAUUUAUCGCGUUUAACCGCUUCCGUUAGCGUUAGCGUUAUCCUUCAAUUGUUUCACUCAGAAUAACUUUGCAACGUUCGAAAAUCAAACUUACUGAUCCAGGUAA
Molecule: messenger RNA, 3047 nt
Organism: Sabethes cyaneus
Lineage: Eukaryota; Metazoa; Arthropoda; Insecta; Diptera; Culicidae
Gene: gol
Product: E3 ubiquitin-protein ligase goliath
Exons: 10
Coding region: 1-2241 (746 amino acids)
Source: RefSeq, a predicted model, not a curated record